AUGGUAUCAUUAAACAACACGCUUCGUGAACGCUAUGAGGAACUACGAGUGUUGUUAGAUAGGGCUAUAGAAUAUUACAAAGCUCUUAGCACUACCUCUAAAAUCCUCCUCUGGGCUGUGGCCGGUUUACACCAAAUUCUUGGUGUCGUCAUCUGGCUCGUCGGUCCUAAGAAGAUAUUUGGAUAUAUUGCAAACAUUGCUCUCGAAUUACAGAAUUUGCCCUUUGGUUGGCUGAUACUAGUAUCCUGCCUUGUGGUGGCAUCGUUCCCGCCAUUAAUCGGCUAUGGAAUGCUGAUCACGGUAUGCGGAUUCGUCUAUGGCUUUCCAUUUGGCAUUCUACCGGCUGCAGCCGGCAGUAUCACCGGUGCGACAGUUGUUUUCCAGCUGAGCAGAGCUCUUCAAAAAAGCGCCUUUUGGAGCAGCAGGCUAAGUGCGCUGUCAAAUUCACCGAAAUGGCGAGCGAUCAGUCUCGCGAUAACUGAACGGGGAAUCGGUUUGGUUGUCUUACUACGAUUGUGCCCGAUACCCCCAUGGGUGUACAGCAAUUUGGGUUUCAGUCUAUUGCCAGAGGAGCAACUCAGUUAUUGGAACUUCCUUUUAGCCACGUUGCUUAGCACACCACGACUUUUUCUACAUGUUUUCAUCGGUUCACGCCUAUUCAAUCUCUCAGAUCCCAAUCAGGAGCUCGAUGGGACAAGCAAAAUGAUCGACAUCGCAAGCAUAGUCACAGGAAUGACUCUUUCAACCGCACUGGGGUGGUACGUCUACAAGACGACAAUGCGCAAGAUUAAAGAGAGUGUGCAUGAUGUUUAUGAUGAUAAUGAAAGUCUAUUGUCAGAGUUACGGUAG
This is a messenger RNA of Wallemia mellicola CBS 633.66, 849 nucleotides long. RefSeq lists its product as hypothetical. Bases 1 to 849 code for a protein of 282 amino acids. The record is from RefSeq and is a predicted model, not a curated record. The transcript has 2 exons. Gene Ontology annotation, cellular component: Golgi membrane. NCBI's taxonomy places the organism in Eukaryota, Fungi, Basidiomycota, Wallemiomycetes, Wallemiales, Wallemiaceae. Gene Ontology annotation, biological process: mitotic spindle elongation; vesicle-mediated transport.